Messenger RNA from Cooperia oncophora, 660 nucleotides. Lineage: Eukaryota; Metazoa; Nematoda; Chromadorea; Rhabditida; Trichostrongylidae. The record is from the annotation of a GenBank genome assembly.
AUGAGAACUUGUGAGGGACGUUUGGAGUUCAAAGAUGUUCAUUUCAAGUACCCAACAAGAGAGACCCCUAUACUGCAAGGCCUCAGCUGGGAAGCGGAACCAGGAGAGACCAUCGCGUUCGUGGGAAAAAGUGGAUGCGGAAAAAGCACUAGUAUAGGCCUCUUAACUAGACUGUAUGAUUGCGAAAAAGGAUCAGUUCUUCUCGAUGGCAAGGAAAUCCGAUCAGUCAAAAUCAGUGACUUGAGAAAGAUGAUCGGCAUCGUACAGCAGGAACCGUGCCUAUUUAACGGUACUGUUCGUGAAAACAUAGUACUCGGUCGGCCUAUCACCGACGAACAAGCUGAAGAGGCCGCUCGGAUAGCAAAUGCACACGACUUCAUCAUGAAGUUCGAUAAAGUGAGUGGUGGAGUAGCGCUUUCGGGAGGACAGAAACAAAGGCUUGCAAUCGCUCGAGCAGUGGCAGCUCAACCGAAGAUCCUUCUUUUGGAUGAAGCCACAAGUGCGUUAGAUUCCGAAAGUGAGAAGAUAGUGCAGCUUGCGCUAAAUCGGGCUUCACGUGGUCGUACUACUGUGGUAAUUGCCCAUCGAUUGAGCACCCUAAAAGAUGUUCAACGAAUCUACUUCAUUCAAGACGGCAAAGUCGCAGAAGUAGGUCAGUGA